Molecule: messenger RNA, 1965 nt
Organism: Penicillium olsonii
Lineage: Eukaryota; Fungi; Ascomycota; Eurotiomycetes; Eurotiales; Aspergillaceae
Source: the annotation of a GenBank genome assembly
AUGCCUAGGUCCGGGAACCAUAAAACGAAUAAUGCCCGCCACGCGCGUACGACUUCCUGGUCGAGUGGCUACCAUCUGACCCAAGGCGCAGCGCAAUCCUCCGAGAAUCCAGGCCGUCGUCGACGCGAGUCCAACACCUCCCUCGCCAGCGUUGAAGAAGCCUCCUCUCCCCCGAGCUCCCUCGACGAGCCUCCCGAUACCAUGCUCAAGAACACUUCAAUGGAUAUGAGCCACAAAAGCCAUGUGCACAUCCGCUCCGUUAGCCAGGGCCAGGCGCAGGUCCAAGCCUUGCGAGAGCAAGAGCUGCCAGCCGCUCCUGCGCCUCGGCCCGCGCCUGUGACGUGGAUGUCGCUGCCGCACAAGGGCCAAUUGGCGCUGUUGGGCCUAUGUCGAGUCUUCGACUUUUUGCAAAUCGCCUCGCUCCAGGCUUAUAUGUUCUACCAACUCAAAUCGUUCGACCCGAACCUCUCCGACUCAGACGUUGCGACACAGGCGGGUAUUUUGCAGGGUGCUUUCACUGCCGCUCAGUUUGCGACGGCCAUUCCGUGGGGCCGUGUUGCGGAUGCUGAGUGGGGUGGGCGCAAGUUUGUUCUGCUUGUUGGUCUUGUUGGUACCGCAAUGUCGUGUUUGGGUGUUGCGUAUUCGACGUCAUUCGCGCAGGCCGUGUUUUGGCGCUCGUUCGGUGGUGCCAUUAACGGAACAGUCGGAAUCAUCCGAACUAUGAUUGCAGAGAAUGUCAAGGAGAAGAAGUAUCAUUCACGAGCUUUCUUGAUUUUGCCUAUUGGCUUUAAUGUGGCUUCGUUGUUUGGACCUGUCAUGGGUGGUAUGCUAGCCGACCCUGUUAAGAGUUACCCUCGCCUCUUCGGUCCCAACUCUUCAUUCGGGGGUGAGCACGGUGUCCAAUGGCUCGAGACAUACCCUUACGCGCUGCCAAUGUUCGCAAACUUCUGCUUCCUCUCCUUCACUGCCGUCUUGGUUGCGUACGGAUUGGAAGAGACUCUUGCAUCAUGCAAAGGAAAGCCUGGCUUGGGCACAUUUGCCAUGAAGUUGUUUUCGCGCAGCGUCAAGACCGUGGUUCCGUCUUCUUCCCCUCUGUACGAGAGACUUCCCUUCCGUGACGAUGAAGAAGAUGGACCCCUGCUGGGCAGGUCCAUGGAUCGCUCGGAAAGCUACGAGCUGGAGGAGAAGGCGCACAAGCCUGUGCGCCUGCAGCGAGUCCUGCCCUUCCGAAGAAUCUGGACUAAGAACGUCCUGUGCACACUUGGCGCGCAGGCAUUCUUCGAUUUCCAAAUGGGCGCCUUCAACAACCUCUGGCUACUAUUCCUUUCCACCCCCCGCUACGAUGCCAAUGAUCCCGCAAGUCCGGCCCAGAGCCUGCCAUUCGCUUUCACUGGUGGUCUUGGUAUGUUGCCCCAGAGCGUUGGUUUCGCAACUGCUAUUCUGGGUGUGAUUGGAAUGUUCCUCCAGUUCACCAUCUACCCAUCUAUCAACGGCCGUCUCGGCACAGCAAAGAGCUACCAGUACUUCCUCUCGCUCUUCCCAAUCGCCUACUUCAUCGCUCCCUACAUCUCACUAGCUCCAUCCACCAUUCCACCUCCAGGCCAAGCCAACGGCCCUUGGGUCUGGUUCUGGAUUAUCAUCGUGCUGUUCUUCCAAGUCACCGCACGAACCUUUACCCUUCCAACUUCCAUCAUCCUGCUGAACAACUGUUCGCCCCACCCAUCCGUUCUUGGAACAAUCCACGGUAUCGGCCAGUCCGUGUCAUCCGCCUUCCGAACCAUCGGCCCUAUCUUCUCCGGCGCGUGGUACGGAUAUGGCCUUGACGUCGGUAUGGUCGGCUUCGCCUGGUGGAUGAUCGCCUUGGUAUCCGUGUUUGGCUGUCUCGCCGCCAUCUUCGUUUACGAAGGCUCCGGGCAUGAAAUUCUCCUUCCCGGCGAGGAAGACGAGAUUGAGCAUGCCCAUUAG